AUGGAAGGCGCAUCGACCUCAGCCACCGCAAACACGGAACUUCAGGACCUCGCCGCCCUCCUUUGGGCGUCCAACGAGAAGGGCGACAUCCACCUUCCGCCCUCCGAAGCCGGGGCACUCGCAAGAUAUCUUGGUCUUGAACGCAUUCGUCAAGAAGUCUCCCAGGACGCUGAGCUCGCGGCGGACAUGCAGAUGAAGGGCUUCGCCGCCGCGGCGCUCAUGUUGGUUGCAGAAAAGGAACUCGCGGACAAGGCACUUGCUGAGCAGACCGCCAGACGGAACCCCAAACGCAAAGCGAAAAAGAACGCGAAACGGAACGCCAAAGCGGACGCUGACCGGGACACCAAGCCGCUCAGCACGGAUAUCCCCACAAUCCAGGGGCUGCACCAAACCACGCUCGAGACCAUCGCUUGCACCAUGGCGGAUAUUCCUCUGUUGGACCCCACAGAAGAGCUGCCUGACUUGACUGAUCCAGAGGUCGCGAAACGCUACGCCAUCUCUGCCUCCGACAUCAUAAUGAGGCUGGUCUGUCAGCAGCAGCAGAUGUAA
Trametes versicolor FP-101664 SS1 is the source of this 549-nucleotide messenger RNA. RefSeq lists its product as uncharacterized. The transcript is spliced from 4 exons. NCBI's taxonomy places the organism in Eukaryota, Fungi, Basidiomycota, Agaricomycetes, Polyporales, Polyporaceae. Bases 1 to 549 code for a protein of 182 amino acids. The record is from RefSeq and is a predicted model, not a curated record.